Pyricularia pennisetigena is the source of this 945-nucleotide messenger RNA. RefSeq lists its product as uncharacterized. Lineage: Eukaryota; Fungi; Ascomycota; Sordariomycetes; Magnaporthales; Pyriculariaceae. The transcript has 2 exons. Bases 1 to 945 code for a protein of 314 amino acids. The record is from RefSeq and is a predicted model, not a curated record. Gene Ontology annotation, biological process: carbohydrate metabolic process. Gene Ontology annotation, molecular function: hydrolase activity, acting on carbon-nitrogen (but not peptide) bonds.
AUGGGCAAGAAGCGGGUUCUCGUCAGUUAUGGCGUCGACGUCGAUGCGGUCGCUGGCUGGCUGGGCUCGUAUGGCGGCGAGGACUCGUCCAACGACAUUAGCAGAGGGUACUUUGCCGGCACCAUCGGCACGCAGCGUGUCCUGAAGUUCUUGGCCAAGUACGACAUCAAGGCGACGUGGUUCAUCCCCGGCCACAGCCUCGAAACCUUCCCGGAGGACAUGGCGGCAGUGCGUGACGCAGGGCACGAGAUUGGUCUGCACGGCUACUCGCACGAGAACCCAACCGACAUGACCAUCGACCAGCAGCGCGACGUGCUCGACAGGACGUACCGCAUGCUGACCGAGUUCAACCACGGCAAGCCGCCGCGCGGCAGCGUCGCACCGUGGUGGGAGACGAGCAAGGAAGGGGCGCAGCUCCUGCUCGACUACGGGAUCGAGUACGACCACAGCAUGAGCCACCACGACUGCCAAGCCUACUACCUCCGGACGGGCGACGAUUGGACCAAGAUCGACUACAAGACCCGGGCAAAGGACUGGAUGAAGCCGCUGGUCAAGGGCCAGGAGACGGGCCUGGUCGAGAUCCCCGCAAACUGGUACCUGGACGACCUGCCUCCCAUGAUGUUCAUCAAGGCGGCGCCCAACAGCCACGGGUUCGUCAACGCGCGCGACGUCGAGGCCAUAUGGAAGGACCACUUUGACUACUUUUACCGAGAGCACGACGAGUUCAUAUUGCCCAUCACCAUCCACCCGGACGUCUCGGGCAGGCCGCACGCCAUCCUGAUGCACGAGAGGCUGAUUGAGCACAUGAAGAGCCACGAGGGCGUCGAGUUUGUCACCAUGGAGCAGAUUUGCGACGAGUUCAAGAGCAAGAACUCGCCCCCGGCCGGAGCAAUCAUGCCCGCGCCGCCCGGCGAGAUGUUGAAGAAACCUCCAGUGUGGCAGUGA